GAGGGGCGGGAGCGGCCGGGCCGGGCCAGCAGGCGAGGGGUGGGGGGGGCCGACUUCCUGGGGCCGCCGGUGAAGAUGUCGCGACCGCCCCCCGGCGCCCCUCAGCCCCGGAGACGCCGCCGCGGCGGAGCCCGGAGCCCCCCUGCCUGAGGCGUCGCGGCCCGGAGCCGCCACCCCCCACUCCCAGGUGCGGGCCGGGCCGGCGGCCGGCAGAUUUUAUCAUGUGGGCAACCUGCUGCAACUGGUUCUGCCUGGAUGGACAGCCUGAGGAGGCGUCACCGCCACAGGGAGCCAGGACACAGGCCUAUUCCAACCCGGGCUAUAGCUCUUUCCCUUCCCCGACAGGCUCGGAACCAAGCUGCAAGGCCUGUGGAAUCCACUUUGCAAACUCAGCUAGGAAGCAGCAGACCUGCUUGGACUGUAAGAAGAAUUUCUGCACGACCUGCUCGAGCCAAGUAGGGAACGGGCCCCGCCUCUGUCUCCUCUGCCAACGAUUCCGGGCCACAGCCUUCCAGCGGGAGGAGCUCAUGAAGAUGAAGGUGAAGGACCUGCGGGACUAUCUCAGCCUCCAUGACAUCUCGACCGAAAUGUGCCGGGAGAAGGAGGAGCUGGUGUUGCUGGUGCUCGGCCAGGAGGGCAGGACUCGCACCCCCACCUUGUCCCCGGACUCCCCCGAGCAGCAGGCCUUCCUGAGCCAGCCGCACACCAGCACAGCACCUGCUACCUCACCCCACCACUCUCCUCCACCCGCCCAGACCCCCGCGGGCCCCCCAGCCCAGGCUCAGGAAAGCCAGCAGGCCAAUGGCCGUGUGUCUCAGGACCAAGAGGAAGCCAGCUACCUGGAGAGCACAGCCAGAGCUCCUGCUGAGGACGAGACCCAGUCCGUCAACUCCGAGGACAGCUUUGUCCCCGGCCGGAGAGCGUCUCUGUCCGACCUGACUGACCUGGAUGACAUCGAAGGCCUCACCGUGAGGCAGCUCAAGGAGAUUUUGGCCCGCAACUUUGUCAACUACAAGGGCUGCUGCGAGAAGUGGGAGCUGAUGGAGAGGGUGACACGGCUGUACAAGGAUCAGAAAGGACUCCAGGACCUGGUGUGUGGUGCUGAGGACCAAAACGGAGGAGCAGUGCCACCUGCCCUGGAGGAGAACCUGUGCAGGAUCUGCAUGGACUCUCCCAUCGACUGUGUCCUGCUGGAGUGUGGCCACAUGGUAACCUGUACCAAGUGUGGCAAGCGCAUGAACGAAUGUCCCAUCUGCCGCCAGUAUGUGAUCCGAGCAGUGCACGUCUUCCGAUCCUGAGGGCUUGUACCGGCUGCUUCAGUGCCUUACGGGACAGAGCUCGAGGUGUCUGGGCCCCAGGUUGGCCAGCUUGCGGCAGGCAAGCCAGCAAGAGAAUCUGUGCUGUUCCCAAGACCAAAGCCAGCACAGGUGGCAUGUCACCCCCAAGCGUGCCUGACUUGCCACCGGAGGUGUACUUGUUGGCCAGCAGAGCCCAGGACCAGUGGGAACUGGCACCGACCGCGUGAGCAAGUCCCUGUUUUCAGUGAUUUUGGGCGAUGAUGGUAAUAAAUGAAGAGAGGCCCUUCUGGGACUCAAGGACUUGCCAUAACUUCCUCCAGCCACCUAGACAACAGUUUCCCCUUCGUCCUGUCCCCAGCCCGUUCCCUUGAGCUGUUUGCCUCGGUGUUUCUCCAAGCACAAAUCUUCUACCCCUAGAUUUAUUUCUGGCCUCUCUGGUUUUCUGAACUUUUAUUAUCUACCUUUGCAAAAGGUAGAUGUACCUUUAUGUACCUUUCGCUACAUUGCCUAAAAUCUUAGACCAAAAAGAUGUCGUUAGCUUACCAGACCGAUAGUGCUCAUCCUUAGGACAGAAUCUGGACUAGCAAACUUGUUCUCUGGUGAGAAAUGAAAUGCUACUGAACAUUUUCGAAGCUGUUAAAGAGUUGCUUCCUUACGUACCGGGACUGGAAGCUGCCUGUCCCGACUGAGCCUGGGACCAGCAGAGUACCUGGCGUCUAUGCUGGGACUCCUGGUCUGUGAGAGAUGGAGCAUGGUUUUAGCAGCUCCGCUGUUUCUCUCGGGACCUGAAGGUGCCAUCCUUAGUUUAAGUGCUAAGGAAAAGGGGCCACACUGGGUGACGGCAUUAGCUUCCCACUCCUCUUUGACAUGCCUAAUAGACAGGAGCCUGGAGCCACCCCCACCCCCACCCCCACCCGACAGUACAGUGUGUGUACCUCACAUCCCUUUCCAUGAAGGUCUUAAAAACAUGGUCUUAUGGAAGGCAUAUUUAGGCAAAGAAUUUCACUCUCCUCCGGCCAGACUUAACCCCAACCCCCUGCUGAACAGACCUGGAAGACAGAACACUCAACCAGUUAUCAGAAGGUACUGGAUGAAGCUGGAUUCAAUCUUGAGCAGACAGCCCCCACCUACCAUGUCAGUCUGCUGAGUUGAGGCUGGUCAGGAAACAGCAUUCUCCAAGCCUUUUAAGGACCGAGUAAUGCAGGGGUGAGGGGCAGCAGGUCUGUGAAGCUUGCCACAGCAGCUUAACUCUGGGAAACACACACACAUGCACACGCACAGACACACGCACGCACAGUCAGGUGUGUGUGCUCCUGCUACCAAUGGAUGAACUAUAUGGAUGAACUAUGCAAAUUCUUCACACUGGGGCCUUGGCAGACCCCCUCCCCGCUGCCAAGGCCUCAAACCAGAACUAAUGCAGUGGGAAAUGCGUAAGGGGACCUGUUAAUCGGUGCAGGCAUACUUAGGGUUACCUUCAUCACUCAUGGUUCCUUCUCUGGGGGGAUUAAAAUAAUUUCAUAAAGUAAUUGUCAACUGAACACUGGGCCACUUACCUCGACAUUACACCUCAUCCUGGAUAAUUUGAUUCUGGGAUAUAGCCUUUGGUAGGAGUUGGGGAAAAUCAGAUUUUCCCAUGAAGACAUCAUCAUACAUAGUCUUUUAUCUUUCUGCUGGAUUAGUAAGUGCUAUUGUUUACAGUGCCUGCCAGCAAAGGAUUCAGCUACUCAGUUCCACUGUGAAACAAGUCUCUACAUAUUACACAGGCAACUCAGCCAGGGUCUAGCAGCCACUCCAGGGCAGAAAGCUGGCUCUCUCCCUACUCAGAAAUUGCUUUCUUUGCGGAGGCCUUACCUCUCCCUAUGCCCCAGUCUCCUGCCUAGGAAUGAAUUAAAGGUAUCCUCGAUAACAAUUAGAACUGAUGUCACUUACUGAUUUUGGACAAAGAUAUCUUUUAACUUCUUUUGGUGAAGGUUUCUAUUUAGAGAAAAAGGUGUUGAGUAUUUGUUGUCUUUGGGAGGUGGUGGUGGUGGUGGUGGUGGUGGUGGGGAAAUCAUCUUAUUACACCAAAUGAAAGUUGGGGAUUCUAAAUCCCAUUACAGUUAGUCUCUAACCUGGUUAGAAAGCUUGAUUUUAAUCCUUGAAUCUUCCCUCCUGCCCCUUAUGGGUCCUUGGCCAUAAUUAUCAUGGAAGCAUCUAAUCCUUCCGGUUAUUCCAUGGCUUUUGUUGUGAUAAUCCUGAGAUUUCAGUUGAGACUUAUAAAGUUGGAGAGCAGCUGGAUCCAAACUCCUAAGCUGUGCAGGAAUUAGUGCUGUAUAUAUAUAUAUUGUAUGAAUUUGUUGAAAUCCUCUGGAUGUGAAUGUGUUACUUCAAGUGACUUAUAUUAAGAUAGACUUAACUUGGGUGUUAAAGCAAACCCAAAUGUAUUUUUUUUUGUUACAGAGCUCUGCUUUAUAAUUUUUAAUAAAGUUUCAACAUAGAAGCCUGUCCCAUCUGGUGUGAGGAUGCCAGAGGUCCAGUAGUUAAGGUGGACUGUUGCUGAGCCGAGCCGUGCGUCCAUGGGCUUUCUCUCUUGAGAUCACUGUUUCUGAAGCUGCACGGACAUGGUCUUUAUCAAAUAGCACUGUCCGUAGACCGGAAUCUGAAGCAUAGUAGUUCAUUUGAAUAAGCAGACUUCAAGAGACCAAGUAUUUGGUUGAGGCCAUGGAACAGCCUUGUAAAGGGUGGGAGUGGAAUAGAAAAGGCUAAGAUUCUAAGCCAAAUAGGAAAUACCAUGGAGUUCAGACUUAUCUCUAUCAGUCAUCUACAAGGUAUAAAAAUAUGCCUUAAACCCAGGUGGAAAGGAAUCAGAGGGCACACGGCAUGCUCAGGGAAGUCUUCCGGUAACUGGGCAGUGGAAUGGAUAGGGUUGGAGACCGUCCCUGCUCUUGGAAAGACUGCCGGGCAGUCUCAGAGCACUCCACGCCUCCCUCGCCAGUACUCGGGGAGAGCAGUGCUAAGAAGGCACUCUGGCAGGGCCAGAGGAGGUGCAGAUCUGCCCUGUGCGUCCAGAGGGAGGAGAGGCAAUAGCCACAGGGCCUGAGGGCUCACCAUAUGCACACUCAGACCUCCUGUCUUAUCUGCAGCCCCCAUAGUGUGGAAGCAAAGGCUAAAGGAUCCUGUUUCUGCUGGAGGUUUUGGGAGAAUGAAGACAUGACUUAGGUUCUGUGGAAACACCUGACAGGAUACACAUAUAAACUGGUCAUCUCAGCAGCAGAGCAGCCUUCCAUGGAAGGACACAGACAAACCGUGUGAAAGGCCAGUGCCCAUUUCCUGAGCUUUUCCUUUGCAACAACAGGGCCCACUGGCUGAAGGGCCGCACAAGGAAGCAAAUGAUGAGGCCAGGUGGGGCUGGGCAGUAAAGAGAGAUGGUGCUGCCAGUCGGUAGAAUUCCAAGGGUAAAGCCUUGUCCGCUGCUCAGUCUGUCCAGUUGUAUGAGGAGGCGGGAGAGGGAGAGGAAUCUAGGUCAGUGCUCAGAGGAGGAACAGCUUUUGGUCUUCAUACAGUAGAACUGUCUUAUUUUCAAUGCUCAAGCCAGCUGAAUACCGCCUAGUUAUAAACAAGUAUCUUGGCCAGAGCCUCCCUACUUCUACCACUUCAACAUGUUUUAACCAGCAGAUUCGUCAGGUGGUAUGCCUUUCAGGGGGAAGGAGAGAAGGGACGAUAGCACAUUUGGGCAAUGCUUGGGAAACCAUCGUGCCACGUGUGGGAUAGAAUCCAGGACGCCUGCAUGCCAAACAAGAGCUCCAGCCCUCGAGCCAGCUCCCUGGCCUGCUGGUGCUGGAUUUUACUGGCCCAGGUACUGAAGUGUGUUCUGGAGGUUGAGUCACGUUGACCCAACUCACCAACGGUGGACAGACGUCUCCCAGCUUGCUGAUGAGAGAACCUGACCCUCAGGAGUCAGCUGAGAACCAGGAAGCCGGUCUCUACCCGGAUAGCACCCUGAGGAGCCAGCGAGCAGGCCAGUGUGAGCCAGUAGACGCGAGAGUGCUGAAGAUUCUAACGGGGAGUGGCACCAGUGCUGAUUUCCUAAGUCAGAGGUUCCUGCCUCCUUCCCCCAUUUCAAGAGAAAUAAAUCACUUGGCCACCCUUGGA
Molecule: messenger RNA, 5429 nt
Organism: Sorex araneus (European shrew)
Lineage: Eukaryota; Metazoa; Chordata; Mammalia; Eulipotyphla; Soricidae
Gene: RFFL
Product: ring finger and FYVE like domain containing E3 ubiquitin protein ligase
Exons: 7
Coding region: 222-1298 (358 amino acids)
Biological process (GO): proteasome-mediated ubiquitin-dependent protein catabolic process; negative regulation of extrinsic apoptotic signaling pathway via death domain receptors; protein K48-linked ubiquitination
Cellular component (GO): cytoplasm; plasma membrane
Molecular function (GO): ubiquitin protein ligase activity
Source: RefSeq, a predicted model, not a curated record